AUGACGCCAUUGGGGCCGAAGGUGCUGGCGAAAGAGUUCGCGACACCCGGAAGCAUGUCUGUGGAUACCCCGACUGAGAAGAAGUGCGAUGAGUGGUGGGGCGACGAGUCCUGGCACUCAGCCUGGGAUGCACACGGCUGGGAUUCAUGGUACCGCCGCACCCCAUCGUCCUGGGACGGUUGGGGUUGGGGUAGCGGCUCUUGGAGUGCAGGUGACUGGCAGGCCUCAUCUGUGCAAUGGGGCCGCCGGGGCGCUGUGGAGGAGAUUAAGGCAGAAGAAGAGAGCCAGCCAGAUCUGGAAACACUGCUCGAGAGAGCCUACGAAUCUUAUGGCGAGAGCGACAGUGGAUCGGAGAAGGAAAAAGGCUCUAGAUCUUUGAGGAGCCUGGAUUCCGCCACCACCUUGGCACUGGGCAGUCUCAGCAGAGAGAGCUUGGAGGAACCGCCCAUUGAGAAGGGCAUCGAGACUGAAGAGUACAUCGCGAAGACGGUUCAGGAAGACACGCUGAGCCAGCGGCCAGAAGACGAGCCGAGCACUGGGGUUCCAGAAGACAAGCCGAGCACUGGGGUUCCAGAAGACAAGCCAAGCACGGGGGUUCCAGAAGACAAGCCCAGCACGGGGGUUCCAGAACACAAGCCGAGCACGGGGGCUCCAGAACACAAGCCGAGCACGGUUCCAGAAGACAAGCCAAGCACGGGGGUUCCAGAAGACAAGCCAAGCACGGGUGUUCCGGAAGACAAGCCAAGCACGGGUGUUCCGGAAGACAAGCCAAGCACGGUUCCGGAAGACAAGCCAAGCACGGUUCCACAAGACAAGCCAAGCACGGUUCCAGAAGACAAGCCAAGCACGGUUUCAGAAGACAAGCCAGGCACGGAGGUUCCAGAAGACAAGCCGAGCACGAAGCUUCCGGAACAGAAGCCGAGCACGAGUGUUCCACAAGACAAGCAGCAGAGUGGUGCAGACACGGCAGCUGGUGGCCAAGCACCCCCGCCAGUGCAGGAGGCGAACCAGCUGGUGCCGAACACCGACGACUCGUGGAGGAGGGACAAGUACGGUGUUAUCCUAUCUCCGCCUGCAUUGUACGCCAGAUUCUAUCGGUCGGGUCGGAGCCUGAGCAAGAGGCAGAAGAAGCAGGAGGAAAUCUACGUUUGGAAGACCCUGAAGUUUCUGAGGGCGGAACUGGGCGACAGUUUGGCCAACGACUUGUACGCCCGUCACCUCGAGAUCGACCCCCGCAUGACCGGCAAGCUGUUGCAGAAGCACCCGAACUUUCCGAAGGAAAUGACCUUGCUAAACAGCUUCGACACGAUCAAGGACAUCUCCCAGAAAACCUUUGAGAAUUCCGCCGAGUUCCAGAUGGAGGCAGAGAAUGUGGAUGAAGAAGACAUGCAUGAUGCAAUGGAGGCCUUAAUGGACCAAGAGAUGCCGCAGGCGCCUACAGAUGGCAAUGUGCCACCGCCGAACCCCAAACCCCGCGAGCCGAAGAAGGCAAAGAAGGAGAAGACUUGGAGGGACAAAGCCCAGGAUGCUGAUAAGCGGGCGAACAAGGAGAUCAUUGAGUAUGAAGGCUUCAAGCAGGCCAGCCACAUGAAGGCGGCCAUCAUGGCCGAUGUGGACCCCGCGAAGUGCGACCUGGAGAAGGUUAAGACUAAGGUUGCGAUUGCCAUCGGCCAGAAGCUUCCGGAAGAUUCGAUGAAGCCUCUUUUCCAUGAGCUCGAAGAUGCCCUGAAGAAGUUCAGAACGGCCUCUGAGCCGGUUCGUGCUGCUGAGAGGAAAUCCAAUGCUGCUGCUAAGCCACCAAAGGCAAAACCCAAGGCAAAGGCGAAGGCAGGAGCAAAGUAG
Messenger RNA from Symbiodinium sp. CCMP2592, 1842 nucleotides. Lineage: Eukaryota; Dinophyceae; Suessiales; Symbiodiniaceae. The record is from the annotation of a GenBank genome assembly.